Molecule: messenger RNA, 1758 nt
Organism: Helianthus annuus (common sunflower)
Lineage: Eukaryota; Viridiplantae; Streptophyta; Magnoliopsida; Asterales; Asteraceae
Product: shikimate O-hydroxycinnamoyltransferase
Exons: 2
Coding region: 91-1695 (534 amino acids)
Molecular function (GO): acyltransferase activity, transferring groups other than amino-acyl groups
Source: RefSeq, a predicted model, not a curated record
UCUUUCCCAAUAAAUGCACUAGGUUUCUUGCCUAGGAAUCUCACCGUUCCUCAUCCAAGUUCUUUCAAAAAUAAUAUCUUUACUUCAAUCAUGAACAUGAGAAGAUAUUAUCAACUCCUAAACCUAAGGAGAUCUAAAGGUCUUUAUAUGUCACAUAGAAGAUGUGUUCAUCAAACUAGUUCUGUUGAACCUCACCACAUUUGCCGCCACCCUCAGCCACCAACGCCGCCACAGCCGCGGUCGAUCUUUUCUUCCUAUGGUCAUAUAUCCAGAAACACAUACAGUAGAAAUGCUAUUGGUUCUUACAGUUUACUUCAGUCAACUCUAAACUCCAAGCAUUAUAGUUCUCAAGUGACUGUGAAGGGCAGAGAGGUCAUUUCAGCAGCUGCAACAGCAGCAUAUGAACACUGGCUCACCAUGUCAAACCUAGACCUUCUUCUACCACCUAUUGAAGCUGGUGUUUUCUUUUGUUACAAGAAAAAGAAAAAUGCAAACAUGUCCCCGGAAACAGUGGUAGACACGAUCAAGAAGUCGUUGGCAGGGGUGCUAUCGACAUAUUACCCGCUUGCUGGUGAGAUUGUGCAAAACAGCCAAGGAGAGCCGGAGGUGGUGUGUAACAACAGUGGGGUGGAGUUUGUUCAUGCACAUGCAGAUGUGGAGCUCAAAGACUUGGAUUUUUAUCAUCCUGAUCAUUCCGUUAGUGGAAAGCUGGUUCCCCAAAUAAAUCGCGGUUUGUUAUCAGUUCAGGUAACAGAGUUGAAAUGCGGAUCAAUGAUCAUAUCUUGUGCAUUUAACCAUCAACUAAGUGAUGCCUACUCAAUGAGCAUGUUCUUAGUUGCAUGGGCUAAGCAUGCACGCUUGGAAAAAAUGUCCAACCUCCCAUCAUUUCGGCCCUCAAUUUUGAACCCACGACACCCUCCUCAUUAUGAAACAUCCCUUGACAAUCUAUACGUCCCCAUGAUCACUUCACUCCCUCCUCCAUCAUCCUUUGAGGAACCCUUGGGAAGUCGCAUGUACCACAUUCGUGCAGAAUCAAUCGAACGUAUACAAUCUGAAGCAAGCACAAAAGAAACAAAAAGAAGCAAAUUCUUGUCAUUCACUGCAUAUGUGUGGAAACUAUUAGCAGAUGGAGGCAAUGAUGUUGGGAGCAGCAUAUCUAGAAUGGGCAUUGUCGUCAACGGACGGCGUUUUUUAACAGAAGUUAAUGAGAAAAGUUCAUCAUCGUUUGAAAACCACUAUGGAAAUGUACUUUCUGUCCCAUAUGGUGUGGCUGCAAAUAGUGAUCUCAAGGCAAUGGCACUUCAUGAAGUUGCAAACCGGGUUCAUGGGUUUGUGUCCGAGACAACAAAUGAAGAACAUUUUAGGGGUCUGAUUGAUUGGAUCGAGUUGCAUCGACCAGCACAGGCAGUUCCUAGGAUAUAUUUUGGACAUGAGAAAUCAGAAGGCAGGGAUGUGGUGAUCACAUCCGGAAGUAGUUUACCGAUCAACGAUAUGGACUUUGGAUGGGGCAAGCCUGAGUUUGGUUCGUAUCACGUCCCUUGGAGUAGUCGAACCGGAUACAUUAUCACCAUGCCGAGUGCAACUGGAAACGAGGAUUGGGUUGUUUGCAUGCAUCUCAACGAUAAGGAAUUUGAUGUGAUUGAGCGUAUGGCACCCAAUGUGUUUAUACCUCUUUCCAUUUCGAGUUUGGUUUAAUUUAUUUUGUAAAAUUUCUUUGUAUGUGGUUUGUUUGAAUGGUAUUUUACAUGCAUUUUGUUA